This is a messenger RNA of Strongylus vulgaris, 684 nucleotides long. Lineage: Eukaryota; Metazoa; Nematoda; Chromadorea; Rhabditida; Strongylidae. The record is from the annotation of a GenBank genome assembly.
AUGAACUCUUUACCCAAUACCGAGCUGAUUACGUGUGGGGCAUCGACCAGUUUGUCAGUUUGCUCACUUUCGAUAUCUCCCCGUUGUUCCCGUAACACCCUGGCACACUCUGCCGAAAGCACUCGCACACGCACAUACACACACACAGCUGCAGCAACCGAAGAGAAAGAGUGCCAACAAAAGAGAACUCGAGGAUUUGUGAAUGAGGAGGCAGCACUCAAAGUGAGAGGUUCAAGGACAUUCCCUGAACAGUCAUCUCAACUUGCGAAUGACGUAGGCAGUCCAAACGCUUGGCAAUGUGUAUGUGGCGAAGAGUGGCUGGGAGAAUGGCUGGAGAAAGCUGGAGAUAGCGAUGUUGGAGAUGGUGUGUUAGGAUGUCUAGCGACAGCUGCUCGUAGAUGCGCUGUAGAUCCACAAUUGGAAAAGGACGAGGCGCGCUCGGCAUGGGUAACGGUGACAGCUUCUGUUCUUGCCGCAAUUUCUUUGCUUAUCCUCAUCGCCAUCGCUUUCCUUUACAUCAGCGACGGCAAGCAGAGGGUGGUCCUGAUGCGGCCAUUGUCACGUCGCACAAACUCCGACUUGCACAAGCUAAUAGCGGAUAUUGACCCGCUAAUAGCACGGGAUAUGCCACCCCGAAAAGCGACUACAGGAGACAAGAAGCGCGUCCGCUUCGAGGACAACUGA